AUGUCUUUUCCCCACCCACUUGAGCAGCUGGGGGCGACUGAGAUCCGCUCUGCUCGAGAUGUCAUUUCCCAGGCUCAUCCAGGUGUUCUGCUCCGGUUUCGUUCGAUAUUCCUGGAAGAGCCGGCCAAAGCUACUUUGACAAGCUUCCUGGCAGCAGAACAUGGAGGGGUUCUUUCGGCUUCCACGACUCGGCCACCACGAUUGGCCAGUGUGCAUUACGAUACCAUCCAGGCGGACAAGACGCAUGACUAUUUUGAAUCGGUUGUGGACUUGGGUCUAAGGAAAGAAAUCUCUCGUCGGACCUUUGAUUGUUCGAAGCAGCCUUCAAUUACAUUGGAUGAAUUCGGCUCGUUUAAUGAGGCAUGCAUGGAAUCUCCAUUGUUCCAGAAAGCGAUAUCUAAGUUUACCUUGCCAGAGGGAUUCGUCCUUGAAAUUGACCCGUGGCCAUAUGGCGGGCUCGACGAUGGCGAGCCUAACAUUCGUUACAUGCAAGGGCUUUGUUUCGCCAAGGACACGCGAAACGGAAAUCCAAACUCCAAUCACUACAGUUACCCAAUCCCCCUUAUUCCAGUAAUGGAUUUCCGCAAGCGAGAAAUCAUUAGAGUUGACAAGCUCGCGACUGGAGGAACGGAUGAUGGCCUUGCCUAUGAUAUUGCCUCCCAAAACAUAUUGGACCAUACGUGUCCCUCAGAAUAUGUUCCUGAACUUUUGGAUAUAAAACUGCGAACGGAUGUUAGACCACUUAAUGUGCUCCAGCCCGAAGGCCCGUCCUUCCAAGUGACCAACGAAAGUCUGGUCGAAUGGCAGAAAUGGAGAUUCCGUGUUGGGUUCAACCCCCGGGAAGGUGCAACCAUUCACGAUAUCCAUUAUGAUGGGCGUAGUAUUAUAUACCGCCUAAGCAUGUCUGAAAUGACGGUUCCAUAUGCGGAUCCUCGACCUCCCUUUCAUCGAAAGCAAGCUUUUGAUUUUGGUGAUGGUGGCGCUGGCCGAUCCGCCAACAAUCUGGCUUUGGGCUGCGACUGUCUAGGCGUUAUUAAGUACCUAGACAGUUUUAACAUCGACGCGUCAGGCCAGCCGUCCGUGGCUAAGAAUGUGGUCUGUGUCCAUGAGCAAGACAACGGCAUCGGAUGGAAGCACACAAAUUUCCACACAGGUCGAGCUAUUGUUACUCGAUAUCGUGAACUUGUGGUGCAGUUCGUCAUCACACUCGCCAACUACGAAUACGUUUUUGCGUACAAAUUUGACCAGGCCGGAGGAAUUACUUUCGAAACCCGGGCGACUGGCAUUGUCUCAGUGGUUAACAUCGAUCCAGGCAAGGAGUCUCCAUGGGGUAACGUAGUAUCUCCCGGCGUCCUCGCUCAGAACCAUCAACAUAUAUUCUGUCUUCGCAUUGACCCUGCCAUUAAUGGGUAUCGAAAUACUGUUUUCCGUGAGGAAACACUACGAAUGCCUAUGGAUAUCAAAACCAAUCCUUUCGGAAAUGGGUACCGGGUAAUUACCCAGCCGGUGGCGACUUCCGGUGGAUUCAACGCCUGUCCGAACACCAAUUUAGUAGUCAAAAUGUCUAAUACCAAUGUCCUGAACCCCAUUUCUGGACACCCGGUCUCCUAUAAAUUUACUCCCCCGGCUACGCAGCUUAUCCUCGCAGACCCGCGAUCCACCGUCGCACAACGUGCCCAAUUUGCGAAACACCAUGUCUGGGUGACGGCACACCGGGAUGGUGAAUUCUUCGCUGGAGGCAAAUUCACCAACCAGUCCCGGAGCGAGCAGGACGGUGUUUCGGACGCUGCUGCUCGGAAUGACAACAUCCUUGACUCCGAUGUGGUGGUCUGGUCGGUGUUCACGCUGACUCAUAAUCCUCGUGUUGAGGACUGGCCAGUGAUGCCAAUCGAGAAAAUGGAAGUCCACAUGCGGCCGUCAGAUUUCUUCGAUCGCAAUCCCGCUUUGGAUGUUCCUGGGACUAAAAACCCAACGAGUGUGCUCGUUGAUGAGAAGGAUGAUUGCUAUUGUGCGGGCGGGAAGGUUCAGCGGGCGCCCGAAUCACAUCGUCAAAGCUCGCAAGAUAUUCCUGUGAAAACCAGUAGUAAGCUGUAA
Molecule: messenger RNA, 2094 nt
Organism: Histoplasma mississippiense
Lineage: Eukaryota; Fungi; Ascomycota; Eurotiomycetes; Onygenales; Ajellomycetaceae
Product: copper amine oxidase 1
Exons: 2
Coding region: 1-2094 (697 amino acids)
Biological process (GO): amine metabolic process
Molecular function (GO): copper ion binding; primary methylamine oxidase activity; quinone binding
Source: RefSeq, a predicted model, not a curated record